Molecule: messenger RNA, 1146 nt
Organism: Penicillium soppii
Lineage: Eukaryota; Fungi; Ascomycota; Eurotiomycetes; Eurotiales; Aspergillaceae
Exons: 6
Coding region: 1-1146 (381 amino acids)
Biological process (GO): amino acid metabolic process; biosynthetic process
Molecular function (GO): pyridoxal phosphate binding; L-aspartate:2-oxoglutarate transaminase activity
Source: RefSeq, a predicted model, not a curated record
AUGUUUGAAAAUGUCCAGCAGGGUCCGGUAGACCCAAUGUUCGAUUUGAAGAAACUUGCCGACAAUGAUACUUCUCCAGAGAAGGUCGAUCUUGGCGUAGGGAUUUAUAGGAACGAAAACGGGCAGUAUCAUGAGAUGGAAGCCAUCAAGGAGUACGAAUCUACCACUGGCAAUCCCCAAUUUCUGGAGUAUGCCGCGCAGAUAAUGUUUGGGGAGAAAUGUGAGGCAUUGGUAUCGGGUCAAAUUACAUCUGUUCAAACCAUCUCAGGCACUGGGGCCAAUCAUCUCGCUGCCUUGUUUUUGAAGAGAUGUUCGGGUUCCAAAGCCAACUCAGUAUACUUGGGAACACCAACCUGGGGGAAUUAUGAGCCUCUUUGCUCAUUGGUGGGUAUGGAUAUAGUGAAGUAUCCCUAUCUUGAUCCGGAAUCUGGAACAGUGAACUUCGACACAUUGCUUGAAAUGGUAUCCCAGGCCCCACCGCAGAGUGUGUUCAUUCUACAGGCAUGCUGUCACAAUCCUUUGGGGGUGGAUCUUACCCAGUCCCAAUGGCGGAAACUUGCAAAUGCAAUGAAGGAAGCGAGUGUUUUUCCUUUCUUCGACAUUGCUUAUCAAGGUCUUGGUGGAUCUCAAGAGGAGGAUGCUUAUGCGAUCCGACUAUUCACAGAGAUGGGAUUCGAGAUGGUUGUUUGCCAAUCCUUUUCGAAAAACUUUGGUCUGUACGGGGAGCGAUGUGGUGUACUUCAUGUGGUUUGUUCAACCGCCACAAUUGCUGCUAAAGUCUAUGAUCAACUUCGGUGCCUCAUCCGGUGGGAAUUUGCCUCGUCGCCUGCGUAUGGGUCCCGACUCGUGAACCUUAUCAUGGAAAGUCCACGCUUGAGACAGUUAUGCGAGCUUUCGCUUAUGCGAAGUCGAAUACUCGACAAUAGACGAGAGCUCUUCAGAUUGUUGAAACAUGUUCCCGGAGAUUGGAACAUGAUUCUGGCCACAAAGGGUCUCUUUUGUUGCCUGCCUCUAAGUUUGCUCCAGUGCGAGCAGCUCCAAUCGAAGCAUCGCAUAUAUCUCCCUGGAAAUGGUCGCAUCAACAUCUCUGGUUUGAACUCGACCAAUAUCGACAGGGUGGCAUCCGCAAUUGUUGAUGUGCUAUAG